Cicer arietinum (chickpea) is the source of this 3025-nucleotide messenger RNA. Its product is annotated as exocyst complex component SEC15A-like. Gene Ontology annotation, cellular component: exocyst; membrane. Gene Ontology annotation, biological process: intracellular protein transport; exocytosis; Golgi to plasma membrane transport. The record is from RefSeq and is a predicted model, not a curated record. Lineage: Eukaryota; Viridiplantae; Streptophyta; Magnoliopsida; Fabales; Fabaceae.
AAGUUGCGCAGUGUUUGGGCAUAAAGUCGUAAGAAUAAGAAGAAUAUAAUCAAACUCCAAAACAACACUGCUGCUGCCGCUGCUUGCUAGGGAAUUGUCGUCUAGCUUAGCAACUACAAAGUAAGAAACAUUCGGCAACGGAAAUCCCAACCCAUACAUCAUUUUCAUUUUCAUUUUCAUUUCCAUUCUCAACACACUCUCUUGUGAUUUCAUUCAUUAACAAUCCAAACCCCCUUUUCCCAAUUACUACUCUUUUUUUUCUCUGUAACAGGGAUUCAUGUGAUCAUGGAUUUAAAACCAAAGAGGAGGAAUGGUGAUGCUGGGGAGGAUUUGGUUCAUGCAAAUGAGGAUGAUGUUGGUCCUCUUGUCAGGCAUGCCUUUCAAAUGGGGCAGCCAGAGGGGCUCCUUCGCCAGAUGAGUUUCGUGGUUAAGGAAAAGGAAGCUGAAAUCGAGGAGAUGUGCAAAAUCCACUACGAGGAGUUCAUCCUUGCAGUUGAUGAGCUUCGAGGUGUGUUGUUUGAUGCUGAAGAUCUAAAGAGUCAACUCCAUAGUGACAAUUUUAAGUUACAGCAGGUUGGAAGUGCCCUUCUUGUCAAGCUUGAAGACCUCCUCGAGUGUUAUUAUGUUAAGAAGAAUGUGGCUGAAGCUGUGAAAAUGUCGAACAACUGUGUGCAGGUGUUAGAGCUUUGUGUCAAAUGUAACAAUCAAAUUUCUGAAGGCCAGUUUUAUUCUGCAUUGAAAACUUUGGAUUUGCUUGUCAAAAGUUACCUGCAGAAUAUUCCUCUUAAGGCUCUCAAAAUGGUCAUAGAGAGGAGAAUUCCUGUAAUAAAAUUGCACAUUGAGAAGAAUAUUUGUGGCCAAGUUAACGAAUGGAUGGUUCAGAUAAGGAGUUUGGCUAGAAAUAUUGGGCAAACAGCAAUUGGCCGUACUGCAACAGUUCGCCAAAGGGAUGAGGAAAUGCUAGAACAGCAGAGAAAGUCUGAGGAGCUAUGUAUUUCAGGAGUAGGGAAUCUAGCUUACACUUUGGAUUCCGAACAAUUUGACGAAGAUUCUGUUAUCAAGUUUGAUCUCACACCUCUUUAUCGUGCUUGUCAUAUUCAUGAUUUUCUAGGAUUCCGAGAGAAGUUUCGUGAAUACUACUAUACUAAUAGAUUGUUACAAUUGAAUUCAGACCUUGAAAUAUCCUCAGCACAACCUUUUGUUGAAUCAUACCAAACAUUUUUUGCUCAAAUUGCUGGAUUCUUUAUAGUCGAGGAUAGAGUCCUCAGAACUGCUGGGUUUCUCCUGUUAGGCGAUCAAGUUGAAACAAUGUGGGAGACGGCUGUUGCUAAAAUGACCUAUUUGUUAGAAGAGCAGUUCUCCUGUAUGGAGUCAGUCACACAUCUUCUCCUGGUUAAGGAUUAUGUCACUCUGUUUGGGUCUACUCUUAGACAAUAUGGCCAUGACAUAAGCACACUUCUUGAUGUGCUUGAUAGCAGUAAUGACAAGUACCACCAGCUUCUCUUGGAAGAAUGCCGGCAACAAACUGUUGAUGUUCUUGGUAAUGACUCAUAUGACCAAAUGUUGAUAAAAAAAGAAUCUGACUAUGAGAAUGUUAUUCUUUCAUUUAAUCUUCAAACAUCAGAUAUUAUGCCUGCUUUUCCAUAUCUUGCGCCAUUCUCCUCCAUGGUACCAGAUGUUUGUUGCAUUGUGAGAUCCUUUAUCAAAGGCUCUGUUGAUUACUUGUCUCAUGGUAUGCAUAUGAAUAUCUUCGAUGUUGUGAAGAAGUAUUUGGACAAGUUCCUGAUUGACGUAUUAAAUGCAAUAUUACUCGAUACAAUCAAUAGUGGCAACAUUGGUGUACCUCAAGUCAUGCAGAUUGCGGCAAACAUAGCUGUCCUUGAAAGAGCCUGUGAUUAUUUCCUUCGAAAUGCAGCCCAACUAUGCGGCAUCCCAUGCCGACCAAUUGAAAAGCCUCAAGCAGCUUUAUGUGCAAAGGUGGUGUUAAGGACGUCCAGGGACGCGGCUUAUGCUGCCCUACUAAGCAUGGUAAACAAAGAAAUAGACAAGUUUAUGACUCUUACUGUCGGUGUUAAUUGGACUCCUGAGGAGACAAAUCAGAAUGGAAAUGACUACAUACAUGAAGUUGUCAUUUACCUUCAUUCCAUUCUGACCCCAGCACAAAAUUUUUUACCCCUGGAUGCCAUGUACAAAGUAGGCAGUGGUGUUUUUGAACAUAUUUCGAAUGCCAUUGUGGAUGCUUUUGCUAGCGAUAGCGUCAAAAGGUUUAAUGCAAAUGCAGUUAUAAAUAUCGAAUAUGAUCUUCAGAUCAUAGAGAAUUUUGCUGAUGAAAGGUUCUAUUUGGCUGGUCUUGGUGAAAUUUACAAUGAGGGUAGUUUUAAGAGUUCCUUGGUAGAAGCAAGACAAUUGAUUAAUCUUCUGCUUAGUAGUCAAGCUGAGAACUUCAUGAAUCCUGUUAUAAGAGAGAAAAGUUACUAUGCAUUGGAUUACAAGAAGGUUUCUGCCAUAUGUGAUAAAUUCAAGGAUUCACCUGAUGGGAUAUUCGGAAGCCUUUCUAAUAAAAAUGCUAAGCAAAGUGCUCGAAAGAAAUCAAUGGAUGUGCUAAAAAAGCGACUUAAGGAUUUCAGUUGACAAAACUCGAAAUAUUCGUUCAGUGGAAAUAGGGUAUAAUUGAGGUGCUCUUCUUCUUCUAUUAUGGAUGUUUAACUUCAGAAUGAGUAGUGUUUCUAUAAUGUUCAGGCUUGUUUAGAACUAAAAAUUUCUUUGGUAAUGUAGUUUCAUUUGAAUGAAUUAAAACAAUGCCUCAUCAUUGCACACAAUCAAAUGUUCAUUAUCUCCUCCCCCCAGAUUAAAGUACUUUUGUGAUUUAUUAUCUUCAUUUGACUUUAUUGUUUCUGAACCAUUCAGCUGCUGGAGUGAAUGUGUUGAUGGAUUUGGUAUGAAUACAUAAACGAAUCUAGGUCAUGAUACUCCAGUUUAUUUGCAGCUUGUUUCAUUCGAAUGUCCUUUCACACUUUUGUUUCUA